This is a messenger RNA of Colletotrichum abscissum, 492 nucleotides long. RefSeq lists its product as uncharacterized. NCBI's taxonomy places the organism in Eukaryota, Fungi, Ascomycota, Sordariomycetes, Glomerellales, Glomerellaceae. The coding region runs from base 1 to 492 and encodes 163 amino acids. The transcript has a single exon. The record is from RefSeq and is a predicted model, not a curated record.
AUGCAAGGACGAUGCAAGAUUUGGCGUUCCCACUCCCCUCCGACUUUCCUUGAUCAGCUCACCCCCACACCCUUGUCGUCGCCCACACCUCACCAUCUCAGCAUGCGCACUCCCAGUCGCACACCCCCUAGCUGGGAUCGAAGCCCCACACACCUUAUGUCCAUCGCUCUGCAGAGAGGCUCGAGCGCCCUUCGGCCAAUGCCACUCGCUCCGCCUGCCCACGCCUGCUCUCAACCCACGCCGCAGGGCUGCCCCGAUUGGGCCUCGGCUCGAAAUCCCCUAGUCUGGGCUUCGGCGCUGUUACGGGUGGGCCAGGCCUUCCGCCAUGGCGUCCGCAGAACGUCCUCUGCCAGCCCAAUCUUGUCCCGAAUGCGCCGAAGAAGGCCUUCAAUCAAUCGCAUCAUCACGAGGCAAGGCCGGACUGUGCCGGCUUUGAAGCUGGUCUGCAAAGAGCUUGAAGGGGACGUUGUCUCUUGCACCUUCAGUCGUUGA